This is a messenger RNA of Cyprinodon variegatus (sheepshead minnow), 1533 nucleotides long. Its product is annotated as MARVEL domain-containing protein 3-like. The record is from RefSeq and is a predicted model, not a curated record. Lineage: Eukaryota; Metazoa; Chordata; Actinopteri; Cyprinodontiformes; Cyprinodontidae. The transcript is spliced from 4 exons. The coding region runs from base 143 to 1003 and encodes 286 amino acids. Gene Ontology annotation, cellular component: membrane.
CCUCCUCCUCCUCCUCCUCCUUCUCCUACAGGUUAGGGUGGAGCUGUCUCUGCGUGAAAUUCUGAAAACAGCCGGUGGUUUCAGGAUCCAGAAAUAACUUUAGAGUUGGAAUUAGGACCUUAUCCAUCGAACUUACACAGGUAUGAGCCAGCCGCCCCGCUUCAACAGGGGACACCGGGAGAGGAACGGGGAGCGCCGGGAUGACAGGCGCUCCUCUCCCAACAGCACCUCCACCCGACCCCCUUACUACCCUCGAGAAGAAGACCCCCCUCCCAAGCAUCACCGUGACAAUCCUCGGGUGGAGCACCGUGACUCCAAAUGUAACAACAUCUGCUCCAGGAGAGGCAUCGUGCUAAUCUGCUCUGUCCUGACCAACGCCCUCGUGCUGAUCUGCGUGGUGGCGGCUCAGAUGGUGAUGUCGGGCCUAUCCUCAAUGGGUGGCAUGGGUAGUUUCAACAUCAACAGCAACUUCAACAUGCAGGGCACUGAGCUGCAGCAGGUCAGAGACCUGGACAUGCAGUACAGCCAGAUGAGGGCGCCCGGCAUCUAUGGCGGCAUUGCCUUCAGCCUGACUUUCGGGGUACUAUCAUUGCUGUUUGUGGUCGCCGGGAACAAACCUCCCCACCGCAUGUCCAAGAAGCUUCUGUUUGGGGCGUUGGUGUUCCAGGCGGUGGGCGCCGUGGCCUAUGUGGUGGCCGUGGGGCUCUACCUCCACUUCGUCAUACAGGUCAACUCUACAGAUAUAUGCCGCCGCCGUGAGAUCCUGUACAGGCGGAACGGCUAUACCUGGAUGAACUGUGAUGUGAGCGGGGCUGAUGCCGCAGUGGCGCUGUUCGGGCUAAUCACCGCCAUCCUGUACACCGCCGGCACCGUGCUCACGGCUAAGACCGUCAGAUGGGUGAAGCGCUACCAGCAGGAGAAGAAGAGGCGAGAAUUGGAGAGGCAGCAGGGCCGGGGUAACAAUCACUGGACCCCAGUAGGGGGUGAUACAACCUCUGUGUGAGGCUGAAGGUGCUAAAUCUGCUCCGUUCCAUCGGUUUCCCUUAUAAGCAGGAGAGCCGCUCCAAAUAAAACUGUUCCUCUUAAAAUGAGGCGUAAAACGGAUCAUGAAAAACUACGAUCCUGAAAUGGUUAGAGGUGAUGUGUUUACAGAAAAACAGGUUCUAGUUCAUGCUGCAAAACCUGAGGAAUUAGCAUUAAUCACAGCUGCAUCCUUUAUUGUUGGUGGAUGCCAGGCCUUUAAGGCAAGUGUUAAAAUUUAAGAUGAAUAACCAGCAGUUUUCAGCUUCUGUAGCUUCAUCCAGCAGCAGCAGAUCUUCUUUUUUAUUGAUCAGAGAUACUAUAAUGGAGCUGCUGCCAAACAUUUAACAAUGAUGAGUAGAAGGGGUCCUGAAAUCAGAUGGGACCUUGCACAAAGAAUGUUUUAUAGAAACUGUGACUACAUUUGACUUCAGCUGCUUGCUUGUGUUUUUGCCACUUUUAGCCUUUAUAAUCAAUGAAGCUCAGGAACCAGUGUGGAUGAGUUUUUAUGUG